This is a messenger RNA of Ostertagia ostertagi, 723 nucleotides long. The record is from the annotation of a GenBank genome assembly. Lineage: Eukaryota; Metazoa; Nematoda; Chromadorea; Rhabditida; Trichostrongylidae.
AUGUCUGACGGGUACGAGCCCUUGACAUCUAGCCAGAGACCGAUUCCAGAAAUGUCAUCCGCGGAACGCGAAACUGAAGAAGGUGGAGCUGGUUCCGAUCCACAUUCACGACUCUCACAUACUUGGAUCAGAAAUUUAAUUUUCUCCUUUUGCAGCGCAAAAGGCACGCAUCUGUAUCAAGUGUUGGGUGUCGACAAAAAGGCUACUCCAGAAGAUAUCAAACGAGCAUACCGGAAGUUGGCACUCAAAUAUCAUCCGGACAAGAAUCUGGAUGGAGACCCGGAAAAAACAGAAAUUUUCAAGGAAAUUAACUAUGCGCAUGCAGUGUUAUCAAAUCCGAAAAACGACAGGAUGGUUAUAUCAAAUUUCAGUGGGUAUUCUUCGGAUUUGGCUUGCUCACAUGUGGAUUCUUCUGCUGUUGUUGCGGUUGUUUAUGCUGUUGCAAAUGUUGCUGCAAUUUCUGCUGUGGAAAAUAUGUUCCAAAAGUUCCAGAGGACUUCGAUCCAACAGAUAUGGAUGACUCUGAUGAAGGUGAAAGGGGACCUACAACAACAUCACCUAAGAGUGGGAUUGAAUGUGAUCACUUCACAACCAACAGGUGACUCUAGACAGCCAAAAACCUCAUCGCCAAAAGGACCAAAUGGCGAGGAACCUAUUCGACCAGCUGUGAUUGCCAUGCCGCCACCUCCUGGUUAUGGUUCAACGGAAACAACGAGUACUUGA